Molecule: messenger RNA, 4047 nt
Organism: Echinops telfairi (small Madagascar hedgehog)
Lineage: Eukaryota; Metazoa; Chordata; Mammalia; Afrosoricida; Tenrecidae
Gene: RTL1
Product: retrotransposon Gag like 1
Exons: 2
Coding region: 1-4047 (1348 amino acids)
Source: RefSeq, a predicted model, not a curated record
AUGAUAGAACCCUCUGAAGACUCAUUUGAGACGAUGAUGGAGCAUAAGAAUCCAUCAUCAAAACAAAUGGAGUCCUCCGAGGGCUCAUCCAAUACCGCCGCGGAGGCCUCAGGCAGCCACGCGCAGGAAGUGAUGCAGCCGGCCGGUGGCCCAGCCCAGCAAAGUAGGGAGCCACCCAGUGGCUCACUCCAGGAAAUGGAAGAGCUGCCCAUUGAUCUACUCCAAGACAUGGAGGAGCCAUCCAGUGGCCCACAUCAGGAAAUAGAGGAUCCACCCAAUGACCUACUCCAAGACAUGGAGGAGUCACGCAAUGGCUUGAGCCAGGCAACGGGGGAUCCGCGCCACCUGGCAGCUGGUGGGAUGGGAAAAGCAUUCGUCAGAAAACCAGGAGGAGGCCAAGACGAGCAAGGGAGCGACACUGACCUGUGCAGCCAGGAGGACGAGGAGGACGAGGAUGAUGAGGAAGAGCAGGAGGAGGAGGAGGAGGAGGAAGAGGAGGAGGCGGAGCUCCAGCGCGCCAUGCGGUCCAUCACCUCUCUCUACUACCAGAUGCAAGACCUCCGAGAGCAGCAAAGAGUGGCGGGGGAGAUCCUGAUCAGCGGCAUUCACAACGGCCAGCUGCCCUUCCCGCUCCCCUUCAGUGGCGACCGCAGAGAGUACCACGAGUUCCUCGUGCUCUGCCAACUGACCAUUCUAAACCACCCCAGAAUGUUCUACAGCGACCAGUUGCGCGUGGGAUACAUCAUCACUCACCUCUCGGGCAUGGCCUUGGACUGGGCCAAGAAGCUGGUGCAGGCCGACAGUCCCCUGCUGGAGAGCUUCCCGGGCUUCAUGGCAGCCAUGUCGAGUGUGUUUGAGUACCAGCAGGUGACCCGCAUGGCGGAAGAGGCCAUGUUCAACAUCAAGCAGCUGGAGCGCCCCGCCGCGGCCUACAUCAGCGAGUUCCAGAGCCUGGUGUCCAUUCUGAACUGGCCAGACGAGGUCCUGCAGGCCCACCUGUGCCAAGGGCUCAACGACGACAUCAGGCACUAUCUGUUCCGGGUGCCCCAGCCGGACAGCCUGGACAGCCUGAUCGUGCUCAUCCUGCAGAUCGAGGAGAAGCUGGCUGAGAGAAGGGCCCUGCUCAGGCUGCCCCCGGAAGCCCGCCCCCGCAACCUGACCUGGAUCGACUCACCUGCUCCAGAGAGGUGGAGGGUGAGCAGCUGGCUGCCCAGUGAGGUGCACCCGUCCGUCAACCGGGCCCACAUCUACGUGCUGCUCCUGGUGAGAGUGAACCCCUACAACAGCGUGGCGGUCCAAGCCCUGGUGGACUCUGGAGCCAGCUCCAACUUCAUGGACGAGCAGUUUGCCCAAGAGCACUACGUGGAGCUCUACGAGAAGCAGUUCCCCCAGGAGAUCCAGACCUCGGAUGGCUCCCUGGUGGGCAACGAGCCCGUCUGGCUCUACACCGAGCCCCUGGUGUGCAUCCAUCAGAGUCACCAGGAGUACAUCGAGUUUGACAUCGUUCCUUCACCCAACUUCUCCGUGAUCUUGGGCAUCAGCUGGCUCCGAAAGCACGCCCCGGAAGUGGACUGGGCCAAAGGCCGGUGCUCCUUCCACUCGCCCUACUGCCUGCAGAACUGCUUCCGCCCGCCCCCGCCAUGCAUCGCGCUGGAGAGGCAGGGCCUGAGCCUGCUCCCCGGACUGCCGCCCCCGUACUCCGACCUGGCCGACGUGUUCAACCCGAAAGAAGCAGAUGAUGAGACUUCCGACCAGCCAAGCUCAGACGGAUCCGAUGAUCUUUCUGAAUCAGAGCCCUCUGAGCUUCAGCAGGCUGGAGACAGUGAUCUGGACGAGGUCUUUUACGAGUGCCGCUCCACCGCGCCGUGGGAACCUAUGCCGAGUAGGAUGCAAGACACAGCCAGGCUGCACGAUGAGGACUGGGACCCACAAGACAUGCUGAGCCACAGACAAGACUACGUACAGAACAUCCCGGAACUGUUCGACCAGUUACAUGGGGCCACGUGGUUCACAAAACUGGAGCUGCGGGGGACCAUUGUGGAGGAAAGCAUGGCAGUACAGCAGGUGGAAGAUGUAUGGAAAGCGGCCUUCGGGUUGGAGCUCCCGGACAUGGAUGGCUACAAGCCUUUCCCCAUCUGCGCGGACCCCAGGGUCCCACAGAGCGUGAUCCACUACAUCCUCAAGGGCAUGCUCGGCUUCUUUGUGCUUGCCUACGGGCAGGACGUGAUCGUCUACUCCAUGAGCCAACAGGAACACCCCCAGCACGUGCGCCAGGUCCUCGUCCGCUUCCGGCGGCACCACAUCUACUGCUCCCUGGACAGAAGCCAGUUCCACCGGAACAACAUGGAGUUCCUGGGCUUCGUCUUCAGCCCCAAAGGGGUGAAGCUCCACAAGACCGUGGUCAAAACCGUGACCGGCUUCCCUAUCCCGGCCUCUAAGAAGUGCCUGCGGCGCCUGAUCGACUACAUCUUCCCCUACCGCCACUUCAUAGAGCGCUUCACCAUCAUCAUCGAGCCCCUGCUGCGGCAGCUGCUGCACACGCGCGACUUCUACUGGGGCGCGGAGGAGCAAGAGGCCUUCGAGUGCCUGAAGCGGGCCUUCCGGAAGGCGCCCCGCCUCUACCACCCCAAGCCCCAAAACCCCUUCUUCCUCGAGACGGGCGUCACCAAGACGUCCCUGCACGCCGCCCUGAUCCAAGUGGACGAGCAGACCCGCAAGAAGGUCUACUGCGCGUUCUAUUCCCGCAACCUCUCGCCCAUCGAAGACGACUACUCCCAGCAGGAGAUGAGGAUCCUUCCCAUUCGGGCUGCCUUCAUGGUGUGGAGCCGCUACCUGGAGAACACCGAGGAGCCCAUCAUGAUCCUUCUCGACACAGAGGAUCUAGCCUCUCUGAAUAAUGACAGGCUCACCGUACUUCUCCCCGGCCACUGGGUCUUCUUCUUCGGCCACUUCAACUUCGAUGUCAUGGAGUGGCCCCCGCGAGAGGGCCAGCCGGUACGGUUACCCAUGAGAGGCCAACGCCUGGGAGAGUACGACCCCGAGAUCCCCACUCACCCCCUGCUGCGGUUCCCCAACCCCCCAAACUCCUUGUUGGAUGAAGAAGUAGAGAGCGAGCCUGCCCCACCGCAGCCCAGCCAGCCCCAGGAGCUCGUGGCUCAGGUGUCACUGGACCAAUUAGUCUGCACCUUCCUCAUCCAGCUGGGGGCGAUCCAGAUGAGGGCGGUCAUCCUGCACUUCAUACGGAGCCUCUGGGUCUGGAAGAACUCCCUGACCCUGGCCGCCCUUCUCCUGAUGCUCAGGAUGAGGCCCUGCCUCCAGCAACUGAGGGCACCCAACCCGCUGGCGGUCCAGCCCCGACGCAGGUCCCUGGUCCUGGAUGCAUCCCUCAUCUCCCACAGGGGCAUGGCCAGCACCGUGGCCGAGCUCCUCCUCCAGAUGUCACCGCUGGUGGCCGCCAACACCACCCCGGCCCAAGAGCUGGGCCCACUGGUCCUGAGCCCUGGCCCCGGGCAGCACGCCUUGGUGGCCCGUCGGGCCCACCUGCGGCUGCGGCUGACCCCCAGCUUCUGGCUGACGCUGUGUGAGAUCCUGGGCGUCCGGGUGGCCCUGGGGGACGAGAGCUACCCUGUCCCACGGGAGCCGCGCUACCUGGAGCUGCACAUUGUGAACGACGAGGAUGUCGUCUUGCGAGAAGCCCGGCAGGGCGACCUGCAACGUUACCGUCAAGGUGGCCUGCAUGACGGCCUGCAAGACAGCCCGCAGGACGACCAAGAGAGAGCAGUGCAGGAGCCCCUGCCCAGAGACGGCGCCGUCAUCACCUUGGCCCUCCCUGCGCUGCGCCACAGCCAGGCCCACCCUGCCAUCCUCGCCUUACUGCGCGACACCAGAGCCGCCGAAGGGCGGCCAGCCCUGCUCACCCGGGGGCUGGUGGCCAGGCUCCUGCUCCGCUUUCUGAGGGUGGCGCGAGGCCAGGCUGCCCACAGUACGGUGCGGGCGAGCCCCCCCAGGGAUGAGGAGCCGCCCCGUGACCACGAAGACAGGGACUGA